GUAAGUGAAUAAUCAGCCUAAACCAAAUGUUAGCACAGGAAGUGGUAUCUGUAUGUUUAUAACAUGCAUUCUGCUUUUAUCAGUGAAACACACGCAUUUUGACCAGGAGUGGAUGAACAGUACAGUGGAGCAAUGCAGCUCAACAGAGCUCUCGUCUUCCUUUGUCUGGUGAUUGUAGUGGUCACAGGUGCACAGAAGGACCACAGGGUAACCUGCUAUCUAGAUGUUUUAAAACCUCGCACAAAUGAGGGUCUGUGCACUCACAUUGUUGUCCCUUCGGCCUGGACCGACGAGGGCUUUGACAUCCAAAGCUUGUCGGAGUGUGAGUCUUAUACUUUUGAGAUGAUGAAGAGGAGGAGAAACCCAACCCAAAAGAAGAUUCUGCUUGGAUUGGAGGUCGAAGAACCAAGAUUGGCGUUGAUGUUCAGUAAUGACAGCAGUGUUGAAAACGUAAUUCACACUUCAGUGAAAUACUUGAAGGAGAAACGUUUUGAUGGCCUGGACUUGACUUGGGUGAACGGUCCCAUUUCUGAUGAAUCUAAGAACAACUUCAUGAGUUUUCUGGAGAAACUGAGAGGGGCGUUUGAGGAGGAAGCACGUUCAUCUAGUGAUCCCACUCUGCUACUUUCUGUGUCCCUGUGUCUUUGUGGAUUUGAUAUGCAGGAACUUUCAAAGGUUGUGGACUUCAUAACUGUUCUGCCUGUUCAGCUGGAAAAGGAUGGAGUGAACAUUGAGAGAACAGUUCAACAAUGGCAAGAUCAGCAGGUUGACCUAAAAAAGCUGAAUCUAGCCAUGCCUGCUUUUCUGCGACGAUCACAUAGAAAGCAUCACCACAAGAGCUCUACCAGCAAUGAAGACACAGAUCCAGAGAACGGAAAGAAAUAUCAUAUCCACGCCAUGGGCUUAAACUUGGCCAAUCAGGUCUGUCAGGCAGUAAAGAGCAGAGAGCAGUUCAUGACCCUAACAACUAUUUCAUAUGAAGCAAGUCUUGUCGAGCAGGUGCCAUGGUUGCUCCAAAAGGGAUUUGGUGGUGUAGCAGUUGUCUUCAUAGAUAUGGAUGUCUUCUGUAACUCUGUAUGCGAUGACAUCACUGAGGAUGAAAGGGCGAUGGUUGAAUCAAAGAAGAUUGCGCACCCUGAACGUAGAGGUGAUGUGGUUGCUGAUCCCCACUUUUGCCAUAGUCACGGACAUCACCAUCAGCAUCAUUCCCAAGAAAGCCAUGAUAUCGGGGACCAUCAUAGACAUCACCAUCAUCAUCCUCAUGGUCACCAUGGUCAUCAUCGUCAUGGUCACCAUGGUCAUCAUCGACGUGGCCAUCAUCGCCACCACCACCAUCAUCAUCAUCAUCAUCACCAUCACCCCCAUCAAUCUCCUCAAUACAAUACGUCCACGGAGCAACAGCCGGGAUUAGAGUGACCUCUAAAACGCAUAAUAUUUACUAAUCAUACAUCUUUCACAUUUUAGAAAUGAUUUGUUAUGGGUGGUAUUGAGCUUGGCUUAUAAAAUGGAUUAUGAUGGAAAUGAGGGUAAAUCAUAUUCAGUCAUCAAAUUCAUUUUGCACGGAAUAAAAAAACAUCUUUAGAGUACAACUAAGAUAUAUAUUCAGAAUUUUUUCUUGAUAAUUUAAAUUGCAUUUACAUUUAUUUAGUUAACGCUUUUAUCCAGUGUUAUCCUAUUUGUCAAAUAGUAGAAUCAUUAUUUUUCAAUGAAUUAUGAACUGGUAAUCCUGUAUGUUUUAUGAAAAUCAACUCAUAAUCAUUUUCUUAUCAUUUCUGAGAAGUUCACACUAUAAAUAUAUUUUGUGUGCAUUAUUUACAACGCUUGUGUGUCAAUGAAGCAUUAUUAAAUAAAUAUGUAGCCCAAACGUC
Paramisgurnus dabryanus is the source of this 1868-nucleotide messenger RNA. RefSeq names its product chitinase-like protein 4. NCBI's taxonomy places the organism in Eukaryota, Metazoa, Chordata, Actinopteri, Cypriniformes, Cobitidae. Gene Ontology annotation, biological process: carbohydrate metabolic process; chitin catabolic process. The record is from RefSeq and is a predicted model, not a curated record. Gene Ontology annotation, cellular component: extracellular region. Gene Ontology annotation, molecular function: chitin binding; chitinase activity.